Lotus japonicus is the source of this 3315-nucleotide messenger RNA. Its product is annotated as protein MAIN-LIKE 2-like. The coding region runs from base 1062 to 3185 and encodes 707 amino acids. The transcript is spliced from 4 exons. NCBI's taxonomy places the organism in Eukaryota, Viridiplantae, Streptophyta, Magnoliopsida, Fabales, Fabaceae. Gene Ontology annotation, biological process: meristem maintenance; meristem development. The record is from RefSeq and is a predicted model, not a curated record.
UUUAACAAACCCAAAAUCCUUCAUCAUCCACCGGUCUAUCUUCAUCAUUCUAACCCAGGAAAAUCAAGUCCAGAACCGUCCACUCAAAUCCUUUCUUCUUCCCCUCUUUUAUCAUCAACCCAGGAAAAUUAAAAACCCAUAUAUGCAUUAGAAAUCCAACCUUUUAAUCCAUAUGGGCCAAUUACCACCGUCCCAGGAAAAUUAAAAACUCAACCUUUCAAUCCAUAACAUGAGUUCAUAGAAAGUCCUAAACCAUCAGAUCCAAUUUGUGAAAGCAAACACUGAAAUUCAACACACGCCAGACACCAGAAAGCAAGAACUUGUGAAAGAAACAGGUGGAGAAGAGAAAAGAGGGGAAGAAGAAAGGGUUUGAGAUUCAAAAAACCUAGAAGCAAAAGAGAAAGGGAAAAAAUCCAAAUCUGAAUCAUUGAACCCAGAUCCGGAUCCAUUGAAUCUUUGACCCACAUGAUCGAGAUCCAGAUCGGAAUCAUCAUCAACCCAUUCAUCUCCCACUCCCCCCUCCAUCAAAGGAACAAAUCGAAAACCCAGAUCAGAAUCAUCAUCAACCCAUUCAUCUACAGCGAUAGUGCGACGCGAAGAUGGAGGUUUGAACUUGUUUGGCAGCGGUGCUGGUUCGCGGGAGAUCGUGUGGUGGUUGGGUGCUCCGUGAUGGUGGCUCCAUGAAGACUCAGAGGUUGGUGAUGGAUGAUGUGUGCGGAGGAAGGAAGGAAAGGGGAGUUGGGUUUGGGGCCCCCCUAUGGGGCUCCCCGCCCCACUUAAAGUGGGGAAAUUACUGGAACGCCCCCCUUUAAUAGAAUACGGAAGCAACAUUUCCGUAUUCAAUACGGAAGUCUUAUAUCCGUAUUAUAUUAGUAUGUAAACCGGCAAGGGUUUAUUCAAACCCAUUUCAAACUUCAUUCCGUAUUUUGCCAAGCUCUUCUCCCCUCUUCAACCUUCGAUCUCUGUCGCUCCCCUUGCUUGAACCGUGUACUUGAAAGGUUCCAUCAUCUCCAUCAAAGCUCUUCACAACCCCAUUCUCAGAAUUGAAACCUAGAGUGAGAAUGAAGAACAGAAAGAGGUCUCAUGCUUCUAGUGAGGAUGUCGGGGCUACUGAGGAUAGACACCGGCGGUUACAUGCUUCUAGCCGGCGCGGCGAUCAUGCUGCAACCUCUCAGGCGGUGGAGGCUUCAGCUCCAGUUGUUUCUCCGCCGUCUCCCAUGAUUGAGGUUCCUCUGGUUGAUUAUCCGCCGUCUCCCACGGUUGAGAUACCUACAGUUGUUUCUCCGCCCUCUCCCAUGGUUGAGUCAUCAGGCGAGGAGUCCUCAGGCGAGGAGUCCUCAGGCGAGGAGUCCUCAGGCGAGGAGUCUUCCGGCGAGGAGUCAUCAGGCGAGGCCUCAUCCGGCAUGGGAGGAUCUGACGAGGAUAGUAUUCCUCUGCCUACUGUUGAUGCUGAUGUCCUGCCGCCAGAGCAGGGGGAGCAGGGGGCACAGGGUGGCGAGGAGGACCUGAUCCAGAGGUUGCCGCCGUUUCCGGGGGGGCCUGUUGAGCUAUCGCUCCUCACCCAUUAUGCUGAUCACAAGGCUCCCUGGGCGUGGCAUGCACUCCUACGCACAGACGAGCGGUAUGUGGACCGUCGACAGUUGAAGGUGGCCACAGCUGGGGGGAAGGUUUGGAACCUUGCUUGUGAUGGUGAUUCAGACAGUCACAGGCGGGUUCGAGAGUUGAUUGAGCAGACGGGUCUUCAUCAGCUACCCUAUUGCAGCUACCCGGUGACAGAUGCAGGCCUUAUUUUGGCCCUUGUGGAGCGAUGGCUUGAGGAGACUAGUAGCUUCCACAUGCCGUUCGGGGAGAUGACUAUCACCUUGGACGACGUGUCGGCUCUUCUCCAUCUCCCCAUGGGGUCGAGGUUCUAUACGCCUGGGAGGGGGGAGAGGGACGAGUGUGCAGCGCUCUGUGCUCAGUUGAUGGGAGGAUCUGUUGGUAUUUAUGAGGCUGAGUUUGAUACGAAUAGGUCCCAGACUAUUCGCUUUGGGGUCUUGCAGACCCGGUAUGAGGCUGCGUUGGCGGAGCACCGAUAUGAGGACGCUGCACGGAUUUGGCUGGUGAACCAGCUAGGCGCCACGCUCUUUGCUAGCAAGAGCGGAGGCUACCAUACGACCGUCUACUGGAUAGGGAUGUUGGAGGAUCUUGGUCGAGUGUGCGAGUACGCGUGGGGCGCGAUUGCGCUCGCUACGCUAUACGACCAGCUUAGUCGAGCGUCCAGGAGGGGGACGACCCAGAUGGGAGGUUUUAGCUCGCUCCUGCUAGGAUGGGUCUACGAGUACCUUUCUGACCGCGUCAUUAUCCGUAGGGCGGAUCCGGAGUACUCGCAGGACCAGCCUAGGGCGCGGCGGUGGGCUAUGUCCCGGGUCGGGCAUGCAGGCCUUGAUGAGAGGCGAGUCAUGCUCGAUGAGCUGACGGUGGAUGACGUUAUAUGGACCCCAUUUGAGGACCAUCGGGCUCAUCGACCACGGGAUCCGAGGGCCAUGUAUUCUGGCUACAUCCGGUCGCCAUUUGGCCGUGUUGUUCGACGGCAUCUACCAGAGAGGGUUCUGCGCCAGUUUGGCUUCAUACAGGAUGUCCCUCGACACCCCUCUGAGAUCCAGACGUCUGGGUCCCUUGCUGAGACCGCAGAUGCUGCCUUUGCUGAGUUUGCGCCGCACCUCCGCCCUCAGGGGAUCCCCGCUACAUAUCCGGGAGAGGCUGUGGAGGAUUACAUGAGGUGGUACAGCGCUGUGUCCCAUCGGUUCAUCAUCCCUGAUGAUAGGAGGGAGGAGUUCAGUGCAGUGACUGUUAUGCGUCGGGCCGUGGACUUGUUGGAGCAGUCACUCGAGGUGCCAGAUGCUCCUGCAGAGGGCACGCAUUCCCGAUCCCUCACUGAGAGGGCGCUGGAUCUUAUUAGAUCCAAUGCCUUCAUUGGUACCCAAGGGGUAGCCUUUGCUGCUGUCCGAGGAGCUAGAGCUGCAGGAGGCAGAGGUCGUGGAGACAGAGCGCGUGGAGGCAGAGGCCGUGGAGGCAGAGCCCGUGGAGAGGGUGCUCCUGCAGAGGGUGCUCCUGCAGAGGGUGCGCGUGGAGGCAGAGGCCGUGGAUGCAGAGCCCGUGGACCUAGAGGUCGUAGAGGGGCCGGUAGGGGUCGGGGCGAGUGAUUGACUGUAUAUUUGUAUAUUUUUUUUGUAUUUUUAUAUUAUGACAUGUGACUCUUUGUAUUAGGACUCUCUUUAUAUUAAUCAUGCUUUCUAUUUUCACUCAUUAUAUGCCGACUCUUGUAUUGAAAAA